AUGCAUUGCUUUUUUGGUGAACUGGAGCCUUCUAUCCCCGUCACGGAACAAAACCUGGCAGACCGAGUUCGGUACAUCAUGCGCUCGAAAAUACUUGAUGAUGCCGAACUCGAACGACUACGACGUGAGGCUAUUCCGUCGUCGAAUGAAUCGGCUAUGGCUCGAGAUGCAGCUCCACAUUCGACAGACCAGCAUCCACACGUGGAAGCCGCCAUGGAUCUUCCAGUUGUGGUUGAUUCGAACGACGAUGAAAUAGUCUCCCACGAACUAGAGCAAAUGAGGAGUAUAUUGGAAGAGGCGAUUUUGGAAACGCGCAGCACCCCUCUCGAAAAUCGACCGCGACUUCCCCGCAUACCCUUAAGCAAGCGAAAUCGGGCUGUCGUGAGGGCUCUUAACCCAAUGCUGGUGACCUAUUUGGAAACCAGCCGGGACCUUUGCGAGACGGACUCAAUUCUCUUUGGCGCCGCAGUGGCAGUUUGCCGUAUUAUUGGUGCCAAACUUCCCACAAAGUAG
This is a messenger RNA of Parnassius apollo (apollo), 513 nucleotides long. Lineage: Eukaryota; Metazoa; Arthropoda; Insecta; Lepidoptera; Papilionidae. The record is from the annotation of a GenBank genome assembly.